Messenger RNA from Rubroshorea leprosula, 5289 nucleotides. The record is from the annotation of a GenBank genome assembly. Lineage: Eukaryota; Viridiplantae; Streptophyta; Magnoliopsida; Malvales; Dipterocarpaceae.
UUUAAGGACUUUUCCAACGAAUCACCCGCGCGAUGGCCAAUCUCUUUGGCAAAGCCGAUAAGGAAGACGGUGGCGGCCGAAGCGUGAGGUGCCGUGGUCAUUGUAGUAGCCUACAAUGGGUUGCACGACGAGGCCGGGAGGGGUCCACAGAGCCAGAUGAACGAAGCCCAUGUGUAAGGACAGUUCCGAGGUGCCUAACCUCAGACGUAACCCCGAUUAUUGCUGACUUAAGCAUCGGAGUGUCUACCCCGAGGACUCACCUCGGGGCUUUGCAGGUCAAUCCGGCGUGCAGAUACGGACUGAAGAAGGACUUCUGGUUUGCUGGAAACUCGUCUCAGCCUCCCGGACGAGGUCAGGCCCCCAGCAACCUUCCACCUCAUCUUCCACCUCUAAUUCCGCAUACAUUCCCUCAUGUUGACCAGGCAGAAGGAGGAGAUGAAAACCAACUGCACAAUUCGGCUCACAACUCAGCCUUUAUUGCCAACCAAGACGUAGUUGCGGCUCAGCUCACUGCCAUGCAACAACAGAGUGGUGUCUUUCAGCAAGUGCUGGCUCAGCUGUUGGCCCGGAACAAUCCUGGUGAUCCACUCAUUAACCUACUUAAUCCUGUUUCACAACCCCCAGCUCCACAACAAAAUCCUGAGCCAGUUCAGCAUGCUGCUGCUAUUAAAAAGCUAGUAGCAGAACAGCGAGGUGCCCCACCUCCACACCAUGCUGCUGACUCCAUACCUCAUCCUUUGAACACCAACAUUACAUUGGAACCCUACCCCGCUAGCUUCAGGAUACCACUACUCGAAACUUAUGAUGGGACGAAGGACCCCGAUGAUCAUCUCCAUGCUUUCUACUCUUGCAUGCAAGCCCAGAACUCCUGUGAUGCAUUGAUGUGCAAAAUCUUUCCCUCUACUCUCCGAUGUAAUGCUCGAACCUGGUUGAUCAGGAAAACUACUUCCGAGCUAAUGCGAGUUAGGCAGAGAGACGGAGAGUCUUUGAAGAAUUUCAUGAGCAGAUUCAAUGAUGUAGUACUGGAAGUUAACUCCUUUGACCAGGCUGUGGGAAUUACAGCUGUGAUCUCAGGUCUUAGCCAUGAGAGAUUUAGGGAUAGCCUACUUAAACAUCCUGCAACCACCUUCAGCGAGGUAAAUGAUAGAUCAUUGAAAUUUAUCACUGCUGAGGAGUAUGCCCUGUCGCAGAACCCAGCUCCUAUUAAGAACCAAAACCCGGACUGGAGAGAUGAGAAUCCAAACAGGAAGCGGAUGAAGACAACACAGAACCGAGGUUCGAUGUCGACUUCCACCCCGAGAUUCGGAAGGCUGAACUCAGCACCUCCACAGCAACCUGCAGGUAAACCUCCAGUUACUUGGACUCCUUUUAACUUACCGAGGUCACAGAUCUUUAUGCAGAUUAAGAACAAGAUGGACCUAAGGCAUCCUGGUCCGAUGAAAACUGCUCCUGCUAGCCGAGAUCAUACUAGAUAUUCUGAACAGCCACGGUUUGUUAGAGAACAAGGGCCACAGCCUCAAGGAGUCCAUAACCCGCCAAACCGGCAAGGUGUGGGAUUUCAACAAGCCCUACCUCCGCUCCCACCACCAGAUCGAAUCAUACACAUGAUCACGGGAGGCUUGGAAGCCGGUGGACUGAGCUCUAAGCAGCGAAAGUUGUAUGUCAGAGAGCGGUAUGAUGGUCCCAUCUACGGAUUCAACAACCAACCAGUCCCAGUUGAAGGAGUCCUUACUAUGAAUGUUGCAUUUGGAAGUGGCCGAAGUUAUGUGACCCCUUCAGUUAAGUUUCUAGUAGUCAAGAUGGCGUUCUCUUUCAACGUCGUCAUUGGCCGACCCACACUAACUGAGAUCCAAGUUGUGGUUUCCCAGUCUCACCUAUGUAUGAAAUUCCCAACUCCUACGGGAAUAGCAACGUUGCGAGGCAACCAAGAGGUGGCCCGACAUUGCUAUAUCACCUCGGUCACACAACCUCAGAAGGGCAAAGAUCAGACGCCCGAAGCCAAUCCCAAACAGAUUCCUGACAAUCGGCAAGUUAUGGGUGUUGAAAUAGUAGAUAACAGACCAGAAGAUGAAACCAGAGCUGCUCCAGUCGAAGAUGUGGAAGAGGUACAGAUUGAUGACAGAGAUCCAACUAGGAAAACACAGAUAGGAACUCGGCUGAGCUCCGAUGAAAGAACAGAACUAAUAGCCUUUCUCCGAGCUAACAAAGAUGUUUUUGCAUGGACCUCAGCAGAUAUGCUAGGAAUUCCCACUUCGGUUUCUCAACAUAAACUUAGCACCAAUCCACUCAAGAAACCAGUAGCUCAGAAGCGGCGCCUCUUUGGGGGGGAGAGUUUAAAAGUUAUUAAAGAAGAAGUCGAGAAACUCCUACAAGCUGGCUUUGUCAGAAGGGUCAAUUACUGUGAGUGGGUCGCCAAUCCAGUGCUGGUGAAAAAAGCAAACGGUAAAUGGCGGAUGUGCAUUGAUUACACUAACCUCAAUGAUGCAUGUCCAAAGGACUGUUAUCCAAUGCCAAACAUUGAUAAGCUGGUUGAGGCAGCUUCUGGAAAUGAGAGAUUGAGUCUCUUGGAUGCAUAUUCAGGGUAUCACCAAGUGUUAAUGGCUCCAGAAGACGAAGAGAAAACCUCGUUCUAUGCCGGCGAUGAAAUCUAUUGCUACGUGAUGAUGCCCUUCGGCUUGAAAAACGUGGGUGCCACUUACCAGAAGCUAGUUACCAUCGUAUUCCGAGCUCAAAUAGGUAGGAAUCUAGAAGUUUAUGUUGAUGACAUAGUGGUGAAGAGUUUGAAAGCUGAGGAUCACUUAGCUGACCUCGAGGAGACAUUCAACAAUCUCAGGAAGAAUAGAAUGAGGUUAAACCCAGCAAAAUGCAUCUUCGGUGUUGAGUUGAGAAAAUUUCUAGGCUUCAUAGUAUCUAGAAGGGGGAUUGAGGUCAACCCUGAGAAGAUCAAAGCGGUAGCCGAGAUGGAGCCACCGAAGUCAGUGAAAGAUGUGCAAAGGUUGACGGGGAGAGUAGCAGCUCUUCAUAGAUACAUCUCGAAAUCAGCAGAUAAAUGCUUGCCGUUCUUUAAGAUCAUGAGAUUGGCAGCUCAGAAGGAUGAAUCUGGCAAACAAAAGAAGUUUGUAUGGAAUUCAGAAUGUCAAGCUGCCUUUGACGAGCUGAAAUCUUAUCUUAGCUCACCUCCUUUGUUGACAAAGGCUGAUGAUGGAGAAAUCCUUUAUUUGUACCUCGGCAUAUCAGAUGAAGCUAUCAGUUCUGUGCUAAAAGCAGCCUUAGCAGUUGUCACUUCGGCCAGGAAACUGCGGCCAUACAUCCAAUCACACCCGAUCAUAGUUCUCACGGAUCAGCCCCUCAGACAAAUCUUGCAGAAGCCCGAAUGCUCAGGAAGAUUGAUCAAAUGGGCAGUUGAACUAGGAGAGUUCGAAAUAACAUUUCAGCAGAGAUCUGCAAUCCGAGCUCAAGCACUGGCGGAUUUUAUUAUAGAGUGCACUCCAGGCCAUCCAACCCCUAAUUCAGAACCCAAUGACUGGACCUUAUAUGUUGAUGGAGCAUCUAGUAGCAAGGGUUCCGGAGCUGGCGCUCUCUUGAUUGGCCCCAAUGGAUACCGAAGUGAACAUGCUCUGAAAUUCAACUUCAAUGCAACAAACAACAUGGCUGAGUAUAAAGCCCUGCUACUUGGUCUGCAACUAGCAUUGGAGUUGAAAAUCAGUGCAAUCCAAGUAUACAGUGAUUCUCAGCUAGUGGUGAAUCAAAUCAACUCAAUUUGUGAAGUCGUUGAUCCGGUGAUGGUGAAAUAUGUAGCCCUGGUAGCUAGCCGAGUUGAAAUGCAGAUUUCAGAAAUUCUACGAGCCUACCUUCUUAAAGCCCAAAAUGAUGGAGAUAAACGGGAAGAGAUGAAGUUGAGGAAGAAAGCAUCUCGGUACACCCUUGUUAAUGAUGUCCUUUAUAAGAGAUCUUUCUCACUUCCUCUUCUACGGUGCUUGAAUCCCUACGAAGCUGAGUAUGCAUUGCGGGAGGUACAUGAAGGCGUCUGUGGGAGUUACAUUAGUGCUAGAACUCUCGCCCACAAAGUUUUAAGGCAAGGAUAUUACUGGCCAAAUAUGUACAAGGAUGCUACCCACUUUGUUCAGAGAUGCUCGAAGUGUCAGUUCUUCGCCCAUCUUACUCACCAACCAGUAGAAGAGCUUACGAACAUGGUAGCACCAUGGCCAUUUGCCCAGUGGGGGCUGGAUCUCUUGGGUCCUUUCGUGAAAGGGGUCGAUGGUGUAACCCAUCUCAUCGUUGGUGUUGAUUAUUUCACAAAAUGGGUUGAAGCUCGCGCAUUAUCCAGUUUUACCUCCAAGAAGGUCAAACACUUUGUUUUCAGUUUGAUUAUUUGCAAAUAUAGAAUCUCGAAUCAGAUUGUGGCUGAUAAUGGAACUCAGUUCAAUUGCUCCUCAUUCCGCGAUUUUUGUUCCAGCUACGGGAUCAAACUGCAGUUCACCUCGGUCUAUCAUCCAGAGUCCAAUGGCAUGGUCGAAUCUGUUAACAAGUGCAUUUUAGAAGGUAUAAAGCCAAGAUUGGAACAACAUAAGGCCAAAUGGGCAGAUGAGCUCAACAACAUCCUUUGGGCAUACAGAACUACGAGUCAUACUGCCACAGGUGAAACGCCCUAUCAUCUGGCCUUUGGUACCGAAGCAGUCAUCCCUCUCGAGAUAGGAGUCCCAAGCUUCAGGGCAACCCAUUUCGAUGAAGGACGAAAUGGACAGCUGCUUUGGGAGAACCUUGAUCUGCUUGAUGAAUUAGCACCAAACUGGGAAGGCCCCUACACUGUUGCCGAAGUGCCGCACCCCGAUACUUAUAUCCUGCGGGACACUAAAGGUAAAAGGGUUCCUAGAGUCUGGAACGUCAAUAACUUGAAGAAGUUUUACCCUUAAUAUACUUCUUUCAAGUAAACUCUAUCUUAAUCGUUAUUACUCUCUUUCCUUCUGCUCAAUCUAAUGUGUAUUCGAACUCAAUUCAUUUAUCUCAUUUAUGAAUUUCACUUCACAUUCGAACUAAUUCAGUUCUUUUUGUGUUGGAAGUAGAGUUCACUUAUUUCUCAAGUUUGUAACUUCUUUAGUCACUUCCUUUUUUUGGCAUAGGAUUUUUCUUAGUAAGUCACAUUUUACUUUUGAAGUAAUUUACUUUAUCUUUUCUGAUCUGUAUGUUUGAGGUCCGCCUCAUGUGUAUCCGAAGUCAGACCCUUGCGCCAACUAAAGUCGCUUUCUUUUGUCUGAGGUAAUUCACUUCAAAUAACACAGCAAUUUGAAA